GCUGGGGCCGCGCCCGCUGCCCGAGGUGCCGGGGGGCGGCGGGGGGAGCGCGGCGGGGUCUGAACUGCCGGGUGCGUCGGUCCCGUGCCCAAAUGUGCCCUUGUUUGCCUCUGGGACUGUGACGGAGGCCGGGAAUUGAGCCCCGAGGUACGGCCGUGUGCGGGGAGCCUCCGGCAGGGCCUGCGAGGGGAAGGAGCUGGGUCGGGGGCAGAGCGCGGUGGCUCCGCACCCCGGGCCUGGGCGGCGCUGCGGCUGCUGCGCCUGGAGUGACACUUGAGGGAUGAGACAUUUGUUUGGUUUUAGCGCUGGAAUAGCUGUUGUUACAGCAGCUGGUAACAACAUGAACAUUCAGUUUGUAUCUACAACUUAAGAAGAAAUUUACACACCCAGCCUUAUUCUUCCCUGUCACCCCUGUGCCGCUGAGGCCAACUCUGGCUUGUCCUUGCUUCUGAUUACCUUGGCUGGAGUCAGUCAUGGCUGAUGACUCUCAGAGAAACUUCCGCUCAGUGUAUUAUGAAAAAGUGGGAUUUCGUGGAGUUGAAGAAAAGAAGUCACUGGAAAUUCUGUUAAAGGAUGAUCGUUUGGAUAUUGAGAAGCUUUGCACAUUUAGUCAAAGGUUUCCUCUUCCAUCCAUGUAUCGUAUACUGGUGUGGAAAGUGCUUCUAGGAAUUAUUCCUCCUCAUCACGAAUCUCAUGCUUUGGUGAUGAAGUACCGGAAGGAGCAGUACUGGGAUAUUCACCACGCUCUUCGUGUGAUUCGGUUUAUUAAUGAUUCUACCCCACAGGUUGAUGUUUUUCUCCGCAUACAUCAGCUGGAAUCAGGAAAAUUGCCUCGAAACGUAGCUUUUCCAUUGGAACCUGAAGAUGAAGUGUUUCUUGCUAUUGCUAAAGCAAUGGAGGAAAUGGUAGAGGAUCCUAUAGAAUGCUAUUGGCUUGUCAGUUGCUUUGUGAAUCAGCUGAACAGCAAGCACAAAGAUUCAUUACAACAGCUGCCAAAAAUGCUGGAGCAGUAUUUGAACAUUGAAGAUAACAGACUACUGAUGCAUCUGAAGACAUGUGCUGCAUUGAGCAAACUCCCCUAUGAUCUUUGGUUUAAAAAGUGUUUUGCAGGAUGUUUACCUGAGUCCAGUUUACAGAGAGUUUGGGACAAAGUUAUAAGUGGAUCCUGCAAGAUUCUUGUGUUUGUUGCUGUGGAGAUAUUAUUAACCUUUAAAAUGAAGAUAAUAGCACUGAAUUCUGCAGAAAAGAUCACACAGUUUUUGGAAAAUAUUCCUCAGGACAACACUGACGCCAUUGUCAGCAAAGCUGUGGAUCUGUGGCGCACACACUGUGGGACUCCAGCACACUCAGUCUGAGAACUCUCUUGGCUUGUGACAGCUUGGGAAAAAACCUAACUUUUGAAAAGACAUUUUACCACCCUUUCCCCAUCCUAGUGUGAUGUGCUUUGUUAACCCUUUUGUGUAAAGAUGCUGUUAAAGCAUAAUGACCAAUGUGUAAAUAUUUUUCAAUAAAAACAGAGGGAAUGAA
Taeniopygia guttata (zebra finch) is the source of this 1527-nucleotide messenger RNA. It is a transcript of the gene TBC1D7, whose product is annotated as TBC1 domain family member 7. The record is from RefSeq and is a predicted model, not a curated record. Gene Ontology annotation, biological process: activation of GTPase activity; negative regulation of TOR signaling. Gene Ontology annotation, molecular function: GTPase activator activity. NCBI's taxonomy places the organism in Eukaryota, Metazoa, Chordata, Aves, Passeriformes, Estrildidae.